This is a messenger RNA of Lolium rigidum, 2564 nucleotides long. Its product is annotated as probable LRR receptor-like serine/threonine-protein kinase At3g47570. The record is from RefSeq and is a predicted model, not a curated record. The coding region runs from base 16 to 2457 and encodes 813 amino acids. NCBI's taxonomy places the organism in Eukaryota, Viridiplantae, Streptophyta, Magnoliopsida, Poales, Poaceae. The transcript is spliced from 2 exons. Gene Ontology annotation, biological process: protein phosphorylation. Gene Ontology annotation, molecular function: protein kinase activity; ATP binding; protein binding.
GACUGGCUCGGGACUAUGCCAAAUCUCACCUACCUAUGGCUCCAUGGCAACUCGUUGUCGGGAGAGAUACCGCCGUCGCUCGGCAACCUCACCAAGCUUGCGAGCCUCAUGCUAGACAAGAAUCUUCUAAAAGGCAAUCUCCCUGUUGGCCUCUCGCGACUUCCUCUCCUCCGAACACUUAGUGUCUCCCAGAACAAAUUGGGUGGUGAUAUCCCACUUGGAUUCUUCAACAUGUCCUUGUUGCAAGACAUGUCUCUCGCGGACAAUGCAUUCGGUGGGAGCCUUCCGCCGUACGCAGGCACGGGCAUGAAGAACCUUGAGGGCCUCUUCCUCGGCGGCAACAGACUCACUGGGUUGAUUCCAGCAACACUAGCAAAUGCGUCCGGCUUGAGAUAUCUCAGCCUCUCCGACAACGGCUUCACUGGUCGGGUGCCACCAGAGAUAGGGACGUUGUGCCUAUAUGCACUGGAGAUGUCCAACAAUGACUUGGCUGCAACUGAUGGCGCUGGGUGGGAGUUCUUGGACCGUUUGACAAACUGCAGCGACCUACAAAGGCUUUCUCUCGACAACAACAAUUUCACUGGUGCGAUGCCAAUCUCCAUUAGCAGCCUCUCGAGGGAGCUUUUGGAACUAAACCUCGGGGGCAAUCACAUGUCAGGGUCCAAGCUCGUGCUGAGCAGCAAUGAAUUGAGUGGAUCCAUCCCUCCAACCCUCAGUAACCUACAGGAGAUGGUUCUUCUCAAUCUCUCCGGCAACAAGCUUACUGGCCAAGUCCCGAGACAGCUCUUCGACCUGUCAUCAUUAUCUCAAGCAAUGGACUUGUCGAACAACUGGCUCGAGGGCCCGCUUACUCACGGCAUCAUCCGCCUUGGAAACCUCGGAUUCUUGAAGUUAUCCGGAAACCUCUUCAACGGCGAGAUACCAAAGCAGCUUGAUAGUUGCCAGAGCUUAGAGUUGCUCGAUCUGGACAACAACCUCUUCAACGGAACCAUCCCACCAUUGCUGAGCAAGCUGAAGGGGCUCCGGAGGCUCAACCUGACAAGAAACAGAUUGUCAGGAAGCAUCCCGCCAGAGCUUGGUGAGAUGUCCGGGCUGCAGGAGCUGUACCUUUCACGGAACAACCUGACGGGAGUAAUCCCUGAAGAGCUGGGGAACGUGAGCUCGUUGAUCAAGAUGGACGUGUCCUACAACCAUCUGGAAGGCCAGGUGCCGCUCCAUGGCGUGUUUGCAAACCUGACCGGGAUAAGCAUCACCGGGAACAGCGAGCUCUGUGAUGGCGUUCCGCAGCUCCAUCUGCUGCGAUGUCCUAGUGUUGCAAGGCACACUCAACAUACUGAUUGGCAUCUUCCUAUCGUGAUACCGAUCUUCGGCAUAUCUCUCUUCUCGGGCAUGCUCCUCGCCAUUUUCCUAUGCUACAAGAGAAAGUCGAGACGUGGAGAAAGCACGACACAACCAGACAUACUUGAUGCCAUGAACUACGAGAGGAUCUCCUAUGCCGAAUUGGCGAAAGCCACAAACUGCUUUGCAGAUAGCAAUCUGAUAGGUGCAGGAAAGUUUGGCUAUGUUUACAAGGGGACUCUGCCCCUGAAAGUCAAGGAGGGGUUCGAGCAUGGCCUCGUGGCCGUGAAGGUGUUCGAUCUACAGCAAGUCGGUGCCUCCAAGACAUUCCUGUCAGAGUGUGAGGCAUUGCGCACCAUACGACACCCGAAUCUGAUUAGCAUCAUCACUUGCUGCUCCAGCAUCACCCCCAGAGGCGACGAGUUCAGAGCUCUAGUGUUCGAGCUCAUGCCCAACUAUAGCCUAGACAGGUGGCUGCAUCCGACGCCUGAAGCGCUCAAGAAUGUCGGCAGGCUGACCGCGAUCCAGCGGCUCAACAUUGCGGUGGACAUUGCUGACGCGCUGCACUAUCUCCACGACAGCUGCGUACCACCUAUCAUACACUGCGAUCUCAAGCCGAGCAAUGUUCUUCUCGGUGAGGACAUGAUGGCCUGCAUCGGUGACUUCGGCCUCGCAAAGCUGCUUCUUGAUCCGGGGAUCCAAGACGCCGCCAGCUCUGAGAGCACCAUUGGAAUCCGAGGCACAAUCGGCUACGUCGCACCAGAGUACGGCACGACUGGUAAAGUUUCAACAUAUGGGGACACCUACAGCUUCGGUGUAACACUGCUGGAGAUUUUCACACGGAAGUCGCCAACCGAUGACUCCUUCACCGAUGGCCUAACGCUGCAGGGGUUCGUCAGCGCGGCGUUCCCUGACAGGAUUGAGGAGGUCCUUGACACGACGCUGCUUGUCCCCACGGAAUUCGAUGGUGAUUCUAGCGGUGUUUCAGAGCAGGAUUGGUUGGUUUCUGCCAUCAGGGUUGGGCUUAGCUGCACCAGAGCAGCGCCGUACGAGAGGAUGAGCAUGAGGGAUGCGGCCGCUGAGCUGCGCACGAUCAGAGAUGCUAGUCUCCGUGUCUGAAUCUUAGCUAGAUUUUUUUUCUUCCGAGAGAUAGUGUGUACGGUAUGUUCAGAGUUCAGAACUUCAGGCUUUCCCCAGUUUUUUCUCAUGAGAAGACAUUUCGACCC